UCUGCAAUGACAAUUCAACUUGACCUCUUCCAGGAGAACGUCCCUGCUCGAAACGCGCAUCAGUUUCCUAAAAGGGAACGCCUUGCUCUCGAUGUCAAACAUCGUUGAUUAUCGACCUCUGGCUCCUCAUCAGCCCCGCUCUCCAUCCCCUCAAUCAACAUCUCUCACAAGCAGGAGGGACAGAAUUGUCACCACAGAGAGGCAGAGGGCGGCUCGAGCAUGUGACAGUUGUCGUCGAGCCAAGGAAAAAUGUAUUGGAGUUCCAUGUAGACGAUGUGUUCGUCUCGAGCGUCAAUGCGAAUUCAAGAACGUGGGUGUUACGAGACGCACAAUUCCAAAGAAACGCAACUCCAGUCGCUCCGUCGAUGAUGGCGUGGCGCGCGAAUUUCAUGAACGCAUAACUUACCUGGAGCGUAUCAUUAAGCAUUACGCACCCGGCCUCGACUUACGAACGGAGAACCUGCGUCAAAAAGCGCGUGAUCUUGCGCCGGAGGACUUUGAUCCUGCUGAAGACGUCUCAGGCAGCCCAUCGAUCGAUUCCAACGCGGAUGUGACCAUUCAAGAUGAGAGCUGUACUAUAAAUGCUGUCAACGACAUAAUUGCACAUUAUUCGGGGGAGUUUUCCUACUGGAAUUUCUCUAUGCGCCUCAACAAGGAAGUAAAAGACCUGAUCGGCAGCGAAGAUCAGCAAGACAUACCACAUUAUUGGCGAGUGGGACAACUCCAUUCAAGCUCGACUGCUGUGUCAGAAGCGCUUUCCAACCUCCCACCCCUCCCAAUCGCUAAUUUUCUCGUGCACGUCUUCCUCAAACAUGCAGCAAGUAAUUACUUUUACUUUGACUCGCACUGGCUACUGGAGAAGCUGAACAUCAUGUAUGGAAAGCCUCCUGAAUUGACAUCGAAGGACGCUGGUAUUGUGGCAAUCAUACUUGGCGUUCUAGCCAUCGGUACUCAAUACGCGCACCUCGAGUCACCAAGAAAUGUUCGAACACGAAAUGGCCCACAAAGUCACAGAGAAGACGAGCUUGGUGACGUAUUCUACCAACAAGCAGUCCGUUUGUUGCCUGAGGUAAUCCAUCUGGGCUCUCUAGAAAGUGUCCAAGGGUGUCUGCUGUUUGGCUUGUAUGCAUUGCCCAUAGAUGCAUCUGGGCUGGGCUACAUCUAUUUGAAUUUGGCGAUGAAAUUGGCUAUGCAAAACGGGAUGCACCGCCGAACACCAGACCACGUCUUCGCACCGGAAAUGACUGAGAGGCGAAACAAAAUAUGGUGGACAGUGUAUUGUCUCGAAAAAAAGAUAAGUAUUUAUCAUGGUAGACCUAUCUCCAUUCGCCCGUCGGAUAUCGAUGCCGAGUUACCUCGUGAAGAGCCCGAACUGCAGGUGGCAGAACCGUCGUCGAAUAUCUCGAGUUUACUCACAUUGGUAAAGUUGAUGGAUUAUCUUGGGAAGUUCGCGGAUGAUAUCUUGAUGCUCCGUACUGGCCCCAGAUCACAAGCCCCUGAUCUCUUUACACGACUGAAGUCCAGAAGAGAUGAACUCAAACGAUGGUGGGAUGCCUCAUCACUUAAGAGCCAACGCUUGUCACGUUCGCACGUACAUUUGCAACUCGAGUACUGUCUCCUGCGGAUGUUUCUUGGACGACCUUUUCUUGUAGGCCGCGAUGUCCCUGGCCUGAGUCCAGGGGUCGCGUCUGAAGAUCCUAUGAUCCGGGAAAGCACUCUGCCUGAGGGAGAGCGCGAUUGGACACAGCACCCUCAGCGGAAGUCGCGUGCAUCUGCCUUUGUGGAUGACUGUGUCGUAGCUGCAACCGAAGCCAUUGAUCUCUGUCAAUCUCUGCUGGACGAGGGCGCCGGCUUGGCAUCUGUUUCAUACAUUGAGUAUAGUUCCUGCAGGGCCUCCCUCCUUGUUCUCAUCGCAUUUUGCAUCCGGACUCAGACUCUUCAAUACUACGAUCAUCAGCAAAAAGGGCUACAAAUGAUUCGAGAUAUGGCAACCACGGGUGAAUCUGCAAGGCACGAAGUCUUGUUGAUCGAAGCCCUUGAUCGGGCAUUGAAACGCCUCCAUCUCCUGGACCUCAGGAACCAAUCCAACAAGUCCUCCGAGACGCAACGUAAUAUUAACUACGACGACUUUAAACAAUGGGAAACGGCAUGGAAAGCAGGGAGCGCUACGGCAGAGUUGGGACCUUCACAGGGACAACUUGCUUCUAUGACAGCCCAACAACGGUACUCUCAUGGAAUGGACCGACAGGUUCAUGAGGCCAAACAGGUCACUGGAGAUACUGCUAACUUCGCCAACAAGAUGAGAUAUGGGCAAGCGGACCUCGCAAGCAACGAGCCUUAUAUUGUCUCCCAAGACCGGCCGCCCGUCGCACAGGAAAAUACCUUUGUUGACUGGAACAGCAUGCAAGCGGGACCGAAUGUGUUCUACGACCAUAUCGAAGAGCAAUUGUUAGAAAACUUUCUCGCCAUUCCUGAAGAUGAAUUCUCAUUUUCCACAGGAUUGGACACGAGACAGCAAACGGACGCUUUUGGGACCAUGAAUUGGGGUGAAAACUAA
Molecule: messenger RNA, 2557 nt
Organism: Exophiala oligosperma
Lineage: Eukaryota; Fungi; Ascomycota; Eurotiomycetes; Chaetothyriales; Herpotrichiellaceae
Exons: 7
Coding region: 92-2557 (821 amino acids)
Biological process (GO): regulation of DNA-templated transcription; DNA-templated transcription
Molecular function (GO): DNA binding; DNA-binding transcription factor activity, RNA polymerase II-specific; zinc ion binding
Source: RefSeq, a predicted model, not a curated record